Molecule: messenger RNA, 378 nt
Organism: Cryptomeria japonica (Japanese cedar)
Lineage: Eukaryota; Viridiplantae; Streptophyta; Pinopsida; Cupressales; Cupressaceae
Product: RING-H2 finger protein ATL17-like
Exons: 1
Coding region: 1-378 (125 amino acids)
Biological process (GO): protein ubiquitination
Molecular function (GO): transferase activity
Source: RefSeq, a predicted model, not a curated record
AUGCAAGCAAGCCUAUACCUGCAACUUAGAAUUAAGAGUUCCCUCUAUAAUAGGAUUGGAUUGGAUGUAGAAUUCAUAAAGGCUCUGCCCAUGUUUGCAUAUGAAUCAGAAAGAAUCAGAGAGUGGGCAACAGAAUGCUUUGUUUGUCUCUUUGAAUUUCAAGAUGGGGAAAAAAUGAAGCAUUUGCGCAGCUUUAAUCACAGUUUCCAUGCAGCUUGUAUUGAUAUUUGGUUUUAUUUAAAUUCACAUUCAAUUGCCCUCUGUCGAACAAGAGUAGAUCCCAAUAAAGAUGGUAUUGCAGAGUAUGGAAGUGCAGAUAUAGAACAGAAUACCAGCAGGCCAGAAUUAGAGAGGCCGUCUAGCACUGAACCAAGUUGA